GGUGUUUACAAAACAUGGCUUCCAAAACAACAAGAAAGCAGUAGGGCGAUUUUAAAAAUUGAAAACCUGCAUCAUGACAGAGUAAAGAUAUAGAAGAGGAUAUUGUCAAAUGGCUUCUCUACAUUUAGCAGCUGUCAUUCAGCCGUUCUUUGGAAAUGCUGAAAGUGUGAAGUGUGUUGUCAGUGAGCACGGUGAUACCGUGUAUGUCAAGGAUGUCUCGCUACUACUACAACUACUGGACAUAGAGCACCCCAUUGGUCAACUGAUAGUAGCUGUGUGUAAAGCUCACAGUCAUCGCUUUGGAUCUGAAGUGAAAUCUCUCCUCACUCUACACGGUUUUCUGACAGAAGCAUAUCUCUCUCUGUGUGAACAGGGAAUUCCGUCAGACGAUGUGAUUACCCUGAUGAGAGAGACUCUGUCGGACUGCAUGUGUAGAUUGUCAGCUCUCCAGAUACCACUGACCAGCCACCUGCAUGCUACCCCAGCGGACUGUCCACACACAGACGACAUUCAUCAUGACAAACUCCCAGCUAACAAAUCAGACGAUUUUAAAGAAGUGCUUUUUCCAGACUCUGAAAAGAGAAUAUACAAAGAUAAUGAGGUGUUUACUCAGCUGGGAAGUGAUCUCAUGGAAUUGACAGAAACCAAGUUUGUUCAGCUUAAGAUGAAGCAAGUCCAGGAGGAAGAAGAUGAGGAUGAGGAUGAUAUUGGGUGGUUCUUUGAGGGGUCGAUACCAAGCAAGGAAAGAAUCAGUGAGGAGGCCCAAACUGGUCAAACAUAUCAUGAAGAGAGUUUAGAAGCCCAAGAUGAGUUCCGUUUGAUCAGUAGGUUGUCCGAUGCUGACCAGCAUGAUUCAGACUUUGACGACUGUUUCGAUGAUGGACCUUGGAAACACCAAAAUGUGACUGCAUGUGAACCGAGUGGGAGAGUGUUUGCUUGUGAGACUGGUAAACAAAAUUCAGAUUUGUCUCAAACUGAAACUUUACAUGCUGAAGGAGUUGCAAAUUUGAAUGACAGGUACUGUGAAGGAUUUAAUCAAGAGGCUUCAGACACAUCCGUCUUGGAUUGUGAUAGACUUACAUCUUCUCAGAGUCAGACUGUCAGGGAAGUGAUUGAGGACCCGGGAUUUAAUCAAGAGGCUUCAGACACAUCCGUCUUGGAUUGUGAUAGACUUACAUCUUCUCAGAGUCAGACUGUCAGGGAAGUGAUUGAGGACCCGGGAUUUAAUCAAGAGGCUUCAGACACAUCCGUCUUGGAUUGUGAUAGACUUACAUCUUCUCAGAGUCAGACUGUCAGGGAAGUGAUUGAGGACCCGGGAUUUAAUCAAGAGGCUUCAGACACAGCCGUCUUGGAUUGUGAUAGACUUACAUCUUCUCAGAGUCAGACUGCCAGGGAAGUGAUUGAGGAAGAUUUUGAUUCGUGUUUUGAAGAUCGUGAAUUGGAGAAUAAAACAUCAAUAGAUGCAGAUGGCACUGCAGAGAGAACAGAACCAGACAUCAAAUCUUUGGAUUUAUUGUUGAAAAAAAUAAAGCCAACAAAAGUUGAAAAAGCUAAUGUUUUUCUUAGCAGUCGUCAUUUCAAAGAGCAGGCAGUGUCCAAUACCGGGAGCAAUGAAGGCAAGGGUCUCGUGCACACACAGCCAAAGCCUAAACAUUCUCUAAUGGAUGUGGGAAAAGAGGCUGAUUGUAACCAUGGUAACAAUAUGGUUCCUGAACCAAAAUGUAAGGGUAACUUACAAUCAGAGCUAGAUAGACUGAAUAUGAUGAUAGAGACUGUGAAUAAAUGUCAACAGCAGUUUUCCGAGACUCAACUUGUGACUGAGUGCUCUAGAACUGUUACAUCAAACAGUAUAAUGUCAUCACCUGAUGAAACAAAAAUGCUAGGUUUGGGCAAUCUUAAAAAAUCUCAAAAACGGGUCCUGAACUCAAGUCGCUAUUUCAAGACUGUAGAGUCCACACUGGAAAGUAUGACAUCAGAAAGCGCUAAUGCUAGGUCAGGCUGGAAGGUGCACUACAAGGCGACAAGUCCUGUAUCAGACAGGUACUAUUUUGAACGUUGUCUCCAAGAAAAAUUGUCUCAAAAGAAAAAGGAAGGGUUAAGGGACUCCUUGUCUCACAGUCGACACUUUAAGACAUUCAACAAUGUGAAUACAACAGGGGACUAUGGCCAUUUCCAAGCUGGAAACAGGGGAGGUAAUUCAACAGAUGAAGAUGACAAAACUGAUGCUGUUGAGAGGAGAGACCAUGAAUGUUUAGUAAAUUGUUCAGAACAGAUGAGUAAGGGAAAUGGAGAGGUCAAUUCCGAUGACGUAACCUUACUACAUUCUACACAAAGUGUUCAAGCUGGACUGACUGUGCAACCUUCGAGACCGUCGUUUAUGUUGGACACAGGGCAGGUUUUGUCCUUAGGAACUGAUAGUGUUUCUGGGAUGGAAUUAGAAUCAUUCAAGCAGGCCUCAAGGGGGCUCAAGUUUGAUCUGUCACUAGGUUCGAAAACAUCCACAGAUCACACCUCUGAAGCAGCAGUUGCUGCAUCAAGACGGAUGACAUCGGAUGCUGAUCAGAUACCUGGCACUGUGAUUGCCCACCCACAUAUUGAUGAGUUAUCCAUGACACCAGCAUUCUGUGACAAGCAGGGAGGUAGUGAUGGGGGAUGUGGUGAGAGGACUUUAUGUUCUGGUGAGACACAGUUCCCCUUGGCCUCAGACAUUCCUCCUUCGGACAUGUGCUGGUGUAAGGUAGCACAAGGUCUGAGCCAUGGCUGCCCCGAUAUGAUGAGGCUUGUGGUACAAGCUGCAAUGAUGCAGAUGGAGGUGACAAGUAAACAUACGGUGAACCUGAGGCUGCUCCACACCUGCACUGUGAGUGGAGCACCUGUCAGACACACAGGUGUUGUACCGGGCCUGGUGGCAAGGUGUGACACUCACACACUGUCACACAUCAUGUCACACACAGACAAACACUGGAAUGUUCUGCUGUUGAAUGGGGACUUGAGUUGCAAGUUCCAUCACAAGGGGUACAAGGAUGCAGUGAAGGGGAGCUGUGUGAGUGGUGUGGAGUCUGUGGGACAUCUCAGUAGGCAGGACAACUGGCUACAGCACUGUGUGGAGAGACUAACAGAGCUGUCAGUUGAUCUAGUCCUGGUGAAGGGUGAGGUUGAUGAGAGAGUGAGGGACGAGCUGACCGCUAGUGGUGUGGUCACUGUUCACAGUACGCCCUUCAGACUGCUGGAAGCCCUGCGAGAGGUGACCGGCACUGAGCUGUGUGUGUAUGUCACAGAUGCCAGCAAGAGUCAUGUAUGCGAGAACCUACAUGUCCGGCCAUACUUCCCAUCCUGGUGUGACCAUCUCAAUAGUCACGACCCUCAAUCAGCUCAUGUAGUGCUAGACACUGCCAUGGCAACAGCACUACAGACAAUCGUACUGUGUCAUCAAAGUUCUCAUGGCAGUGACAUACAGGAACAGGAGAUAGGCCUGUGUAGCCAUAGGCUCGCCAACGCACUGCAUGAUGGGACGGUUCUGCCUGGAGGGGGAGUGUCGGAGACGUUCUGUGCAGAGUACCUCCAGAAAAGAUGUGAGAUGGAAGAUGUGACCUGUGACCUUGACCUUUACCGACCUGUGGUUACUGAGGCAAUGGCGAAUGUAUUUCGCAAUAUGGGCCGAUUGGUUACCAACAACUGUGCUGAUCCCCCUUGCUCUGAGCCUCUUAAUGAUCACAGUGUGAUGGACACAAUGUCUAUCAACAGCGCAGGACACACAUCAAUUUUGCCACAUACAAAUGGCUAUUUAGUGCCAGACAAUGAAACAAGCAAACAGUGUUCAUCAUUUGCUUCCAAACUGGGUGAUGUUCAGAGGAACUCAUGCAAGAACAGCCCUGAAAAAUGCUCUCUUUCAUUUGACAAUUACAAUUCUAAGAUGGCCGCCUGGUCUGCUGCUAUGGAUACUGUUGCCAUGGUAACCCAGACAGAUGCUCACAUUGUGACUGGAGAGACACCUGAUGUAAAUGGGAGAUUUGGAGUCUUUGUGAAUGGCAUUACUUUAUAAAUAAAUGAAAACGUUCA
Haliotis rufescens (red abalone) is the source of this 4059-nucleotide messenger RNA. RefSeq lists its product as uncharacterized. Gene Ontology annotation, biological process: photoreceptor cell maintenance; chaperone-mediated protein complex assembly. NCBI's taxonomy places the organism in Eukaryota, Metazoa, Mollusca, Gastropoda, Lepetellida, Haliotidae. The record is from RefSeq and is a predicted model, not a curated record. The transcript is spliced from 11 exons. Gene Ontology annotation, molecular function: ATP binding. The coding region runs from base 110 to 4042 and encodes 1310 amino acids.